Molecule: messenger RNA, 1761 nt
Organism: Grosmannia clavigera kw1407
Lineage: Eukaryota; Fungi; Ascomycota; Sordariomycetes; Ophiostomatales; Ophiostomataceae
Product: c3hc zinc finger protein
Exons: 1
Coding region: 1-1761 (586 amino acids)
Cellular component (GO): nucleus
Molecular function (GO): zinc ion binding
Source: RefSeq, a predicted model, not a curated record
AUGAAUGCGACCAAGCGCAAAUUUAAUGCCCUGCUACAGGGGAUCGGCACGCGGUCAGCCAGCGGCUCGACGCCCGAUAAGAACGAUGUCGCCCAGGCAGCCAGCACGGCCGACGCGCCCAGCAGGACCAGCAGGACCAGCAGUCGUCUGACACCGGAAGCGACGCCGACCAAGACGAUCGACACCAGCACACACGACGACGAGACGAACAUGCGGUUUGCACGAUCACCGCUGACGUCCCGCGUGGCGGCAGCCACGACAGCAGCGGCAGAACGAGACGCGGCGGCCAGCAUGUCGUCGACGACGACCACCGGCACAUCGGCAGCCGUGGCCGAGCUCGAGCUGCUGGCCAAGCGACGGCGCGUCGGGGCCACGUCGACGCUACGGGACACAUCAGGCAACGCGGCGACGGUGCUGUCCACGAACAGCGUCCUGCGCAAGGCCAGACAGACGACAACGACAACGACGCCAAGCACGACGGCCAUCACACAGCCACCGAUGCCUCGGUACUGUCCGGGCGACCGCGAGCAGCUGCUCCGACGCCUGGCCACCUUCCAGGAGCUGACCGACUGGACGCCAAAGCCGGACCGCAUCAACGAGAUCGAAUGGGCGCGACGCGGCUGGGCUUGCCAGGGAAAGGAGCGGGUGCGCUGCACGCUGUGCAGCCGCGAGCUGGUCGUGCGGCUCGGACGGGACGCAGGGACGGGAGACCACGCAAACACAAGCAUGGCCCCACCGCUGACCGAGGCUGCAGGCGACGCUCUCGUGGAUCGCUAUGUCGGCCUGAUCGCCGCCGGCCACGAGGACGACUGUCUCUGGCGUCGAAAGGGCUGCGACGACAGCCUGCUGCGGCUGUCGCUCGGAAGCCCGCGGCCAGCCGUUGCAGCUCUGCGCCAGCGCUAUGACGAGUUGUGUACCCGCAAGGACUUUCUGCCGUAUGCCUUCAACCUGCAGCUGCCGGCUGGCCUGGACAUCGACGCUGUGGUGGCGACUCUGCCGCCCGACUUUUUCAAUGACCCUUCUGCUUCUUCUUCGGCAGCUUCCUGCAACCGGGUCGCCUUCGCACUCGCCCUUCUCGGCUGGCAGGGCCUCCACAACAGUCGCAUCGGCCAGGUACCCAACUCGGCCUCGUGCCAUGCCUGUCUGCGUCGCCUCGGCCUCUGGAUGUUCAAGAGCAAGCAGGUCGACCUGGCCAGCGGCACCGUGCUCGAGCCCGCUCCCAUGGACGGCCUCGACCCCGUGCGCGAGCACCGCUUUUUCUGUCCGUGGAAGAAUGGAACCGUCCAGCGAAACCCGGGCGCCCGCAGCGGCCGGACGGCCUCGACGACAACAGCCGCAGCAGCAGCAGCAGCAGCAGAGGGUGCCGACAGCGAGCCAGGCUGGGCCGUGCUGGUGCAGGUCUUGCGCAACGAUGCCUAUCUGCGGGGUCGCACGAUCGGAGCAGCUGUCGGUGGCGGCAGCGCUGCCUCUCCAGCACAGCCGUCUACGCCGGUUCGAAGACGGGCUGUCACCAACGACGGCGCGGUCGUGACGACGCCAACGGGACACGACGACGACGACGACGAUAACGGAGACGACCAGGAGGACGAGGCCGCUCGCGUGGCCAAGGACAAGGAACGGUGGGCGCGGCUGCGACGGGUCAAGAGCCUGUUUGACCCCAAAGGUCAGGCGGCCCGAAAGCUGAAGCGCAGCGGCACGCUCAGCCAGCCGGGCACGCCGAGUCGGCCAGGGACGUCGCAGGCAGAGAGCAAGGCAGAGUGA